Molecule: messenger RNA, 6719 nt
Organism: Pocillopora meandrina
Lineage: Eukaryota; Metazoa; Cnidaria; Anthozoa; Scleractinia; Pocilloporidae
Source: the annotation of a GenBank genome assembly
AUGGUUUUGGUUAAGACGAUGUUUAUACGAAGUCCACUAGAGUUCGGAGCGUGGCUAUCUACUGCGCUACCCCUCGUUUUUAUUGUGGUCAAUAACAGUGAGUCGUGCGGUAAGUUUAUUUGUCUCCUGCGAUCAAAAUUUAUUGCUUUCGAUCAAGGCACGAGUGGUCGUCCUGUUUCCGUGCUUACGUGUGUCAAAACAAAUCUGUUUUCCGAUUUUCUCGAAAACGAAAUUUUUAAUUUUGGCUCUUACCAUAAAUUUUACCCUUCUAUUCUUAUAUAGUCUCUCUUAACUUGUUAGAUUAACAGAUAAAAUGUAAAUAUAAGAAAGAGUUACAGAUAACAACUCAUGCAUUUGAAAUUAAUUUAGAAACAGUGAAGAUCUCCAAGUCUUCUUGUUUUCAUCAAGUUGACACAUCCUUAUCAUCAUGGGGUGCCAUAUUUUUUUUACACUUGUCCUUUUCAUUUUGUGUGUUCCUACAUUAAGCUUUAGGUACUAACCUAUUUUAAAUUGAAAUUCAGUGUAACCUCAUUUAACUUUAGCUAGAAUAUAUUUCACUCACCAUUUCUGUUGAUCACGAUCCAAUUCUCAGACUAAAUUCAAUGGAAAGUGUUGACAUUACAUUAAUUUAACUUACAAUAUAUGGAUUUUGACUUGUAUAGGUGACAGUUGACUAUAAUUAUCUAUUUGAAAAAAAAAAAACCACACACUACUCAAGGCACUUAUUGCUUAGAUACUGGUACUUCUACCGAAAAUAUCGACAAAUUCUUGUUUAAAGUGUUGUGAUUGAGAUAUUUAUGAAUUGAAAAGUAAUUAUAACAACCUGUUACAAUCAAGAUGAAAGAUUUCAAAAGCAAAGAUCAUUAGGGAGCCUGUCUUUAUCAGCAUAGGCCAGUAAUUAAAAAUUUUCAAAAUUAUGUAUUUCUUUCAAUAAUUAGAAGAUGUCAUCAGGUAGUCACUUGAACUGACCCUUCUUCCCAAAUGUUUACUUUGAAAAAAAAAAUUUGUUAUCCUUGUUGUAGUAUCUUGAACCUAUGAAUUUCAAAUCCAGUAAAAUGUUUUCCAAUUCCUGCAAGCUCUUUGUAAGAAUUCACCAGACGCAACAACCUAACUAUUACUUUUGAUUUUAGUUCUAAGGGUUUCUUGUUAAAUAAGAAAUCAUCUCCUGGUUGUUGUUGUUUUUUUAAUUCUCAUUACUACCAGGCUUGGCAAUGUAAUAAUAUUGUAAGGAGAAGUCAUAAGUUAAUUCCCUUCCUUCCUGGGUGGGCAUAAUUUGGUAUGCUUCUUUUUAUAGAAAUGUUUUAAAAUUAUUUUAUGACACAGUUUUUUUAAAUUCUACCUACUGAUAUGAAUUUUUAAUUUUUUUCGGAUGACACCAAAGUGAACACAGUAAAAAUCUUUUAAAUUUUACUCACUGAUGUGAACUUUUAAUUUUUCAGAUGAUAUCAAAAUGAACAAAGUUGCUCUGUUAUUUGGAAAUGUUACGAUAUCUCAUUGGAAUACUGGAAACAAAACAUUGCUUUUUCAGAAAAGCACAGUGGAUGCUGUCAACUUGCACUGCUCUCAAAAUCCCAACCAGUGUUCUAUGAAUUUCUGGAAUGACUCAAGGUAUUCUGGGAAAAGUGGAGAUAUCCAAAGUAAAAAUCAUUAUGGGACUUUUGCUGAUUAAUUAAGUACAACUGUUUUCCUCUCUGUAGAUCAAUUCAAUAAAAGUAAUUCAGGACAACAUGAACACUUGCACCACCCACCUUAACACCCUAACAUCAGUAUUUAUAUUCUCCAUACUGUACUCUGUACAUUUACUAAGGUGCUGACAAGGAGAAUUUGUCUAACAAUCAAGAGUUCUUUUGUUGGUGAUUAUUUCCUUUAUUCUCAUGACAUUGAUGUGUGAUUCAAUGGUGGUAUUGUAAGGAGAAAAUAGAUCCUAGUCACUCUUAGGGGUUUAAGGGUUAAUAAGUUUCCCACAAAUCAGUCAGUUGUCUCUUUGCUAUUUUUGCCACUCAUCGGCUCAUGAGGUUAUAAACUUAUGUUCUGAUUAGCUAUUUGGUUUGUUGACAGUAGAUUAAAAUUACUGUUCUCUUUCAACAUCUUGUGGAUAAUCCUUUGUAACUUUUUCACUCACCUGCCAGCGUAGCUAACAGCUGAUUAUCAUUUUCAGAAAAUUUACCACCAAAAAUGCAGCAUUUGUUGAAUCUCCCAAACAAGAAAAAAAUGAUGUUUUGAUCCAGUUGUUUGUGACCUUGCCUGAAGGAAGAGACCUCCGACAAGACAGCUGCAGUGUUGUUCCUGGAACAACUCUCCUGGAAAUUGUACAAGAUUUUAAGCACAACCUUUCAUCUGUGGUAGGAGUCGAAAUCAAGUCAGUCACACUGAACAGCAAAUCGGAAGGAGGCAGAAAUGAUAAUAAAUUAAACUAUAUAAUGAUACCGAUAAGCUUUUCUGUGUUGGUCAUCUUGUGCCUUGUGGCCUGUUGUCUUCACAAUGCCAGGUAUGUCUCAAUCUAUGAAAAUUAUAUCACUUUUAAAGAUAUGAUCUUUGCAUAUAGGCUCCAAUGAAUAAAAGCAAUUGCAGAAAGAAGCAUCACAAUAUUAAGGCUUCAACAGACAUGUGAUUUUGAAGUUCAUUUGGUGGAAACGCUGUAUGAUUGUUUGCAAGAGGCACAGGUUUGAAUCUUGUUGUCACCUGAAUUUGUCAAGCUUCUAUUCUACAAUUGCUUUAUUUGCAACAUACCUGUUUUAUAUAUUUUAUUUACAUGUAGAUCAUCUGUCUGUCUAAAUGUCAUUUAUCUCAUUACAUUGUGAAUUCCUCUACAAAAAAAGAAGUUCUACUUAAAUUUGCCCCACUCCAAGCUUGUGCCUUUGUAGCUUAGUUGGUCACAGCACCCUAACUACUACCCAGUAGGCCUGGGUUUGAAAUCCAUCAUAGCCUGAAAUUUUUCAGACAUCUUUGCUUUGAUUACUGGAAUUGCAGCUCACCUGCAAAUACCAUUCCUUUUACAUGUAUUUCAUGCAAGGGUAAAUAUUGUUUACUUAAUUACGUUAGAUCACUGGCUGGAUAAUGAAGAUGACUAGCUAUGUAGUGAUUGAUUGCUAUCAAUAAUAUUUUUGAGAGGGAAACUUGACUUUUUACUGCAAUUCAUUUAGAAUUCGUAUUUCUUUCUUUGUCGCUUUUUCAUCGAUGUUCUAAUUUUUUUUUUUUUGGCGUAGUUUUUCUUUUGUUUGUGUCAUUCGUAUAAAUUCAUUCGGCUUCAUCAUUUAAACUGUGCUGGAUCGUUUUCCUCAAUCGUUUUAUUUCGUCCUGAACCGUUAACCAGCCAUUUGUCCCCGGAUCUCGUACAACUCUAUUUUGUUUUCUCGUUUGUCGAUUUCUUUACGCAUAAUUGUCGUAACUUAUUAUUUGAAAUUUUAUUUUAGCAACCGCUUCGAUUGUUCAGUUCGCAACAAUACUGCGGUUUGUUUCUUUUAUUGUUAAAGAAAAUUAAAGAGUAUGUUUUGAACAUGUAGGAGUAACUUUGGUCCUAUCAUUUCAUAAUUAUUUAAAGUUCUCUUUACACUUUGUUUUCAAAUUUGUGUUUCUUGAAUAGCAUGUAUUAUUGCCCAUACAAUAUGAGGAAGUAACUGAAGAUCUUGAGACGCAUCGUGUCAUACAAAAUAGCAAUAUAACUAUACGAAUAAUCCGUGUCUCAUGCGAUCAAAGCUUAUGAGUUAAACUAAGACAAUUUCCGUGCCAGCUGUAUAGUUUUAGUCAUUGUCAGAAGACAAGAGACUUUUAACCGAAUGAUUCUGGCAUUCGAGGAAGUUAUAUCCAGCUUUCUUCCACCAUUCGACCACUUUUCUCACGCACUUUGUUGAAUGUGGAUGCAUUUCCCAGCUGUCAUCCGAGUGAUAAUCGUCGCCGUGAGUAGGAUUGAAAGCGCCUGAAAUGGUCUUAAACUCACCAUUCAUGAUUCCAAAUCCUUCACCGACCACGUUCACCUUUUUGCAUGAUUCCCCGAAAGCUCUUCUGUAUAUGAUGCCGUGGACUUUUCUCGGUUCGUUCGGCCAUUUUUUCUGUAGCUCUUUAAAUUCUUCGGUGUCAGUUUGCAUGAUAACAACAUAUCCACUUUUGCCGUGUGUUCCAUUUGCCGUGUACCAAUCUCCUUCUCCUUCGCGGCCGUAGAUUAUGAUUCCUCCGUACAUGAAACAACCUCCUCGGUAUGGAUCUGAUUUGCACGAGAUGUGAAUCGUGUCAACGACGAAACGCCUGCCUUUCAAACUACCACCACGUCGUGGCAAGACCAUAAAGCAAUCAUUUUCUUCUUCUCCCUCUACGUAUGCUGCGAAUGACAUUUUUCCUGUAGUAAUUUUCAGUCUACGUCUGAGAUCUAUUGAUCACAAAGAGUUAUUGAUCAGGCUUGCGUUGAAAAAUGAAAGCCUUCUCAUGUAGCGGAUAAACUUUCCAAAGCUCAGCGCGGAACCAGUUUGCAAUGUUGACAAACGUGACCUCACAUGAUUCAUGAGGAAGUCGCAGUGGCUAAUAUUCGCAAAUACGUCAAGAAAAUAAUGUUCUUUUUACUUCCGAAGCUUUGUGACAUUAAUGGAAUCAAAUUGAACUUCAAACUCACGAUAAGACUUCUUUGACACAUGUCUGGCAUGACUCAUGCCAUUAUCAGUUAUAUCCGUUGACUUUGUUUUUACAGUUACUCGUUACGUUAAAACUGGGAUAACAUUUCAAAUGAAGUGACAAUAUUUUAAAUGACAAUUAGCUUUACAAUAGUUUAAGUGCACGCUCACGGGCGCAAAUGUAGAAGGUUAGUCUAAGCAAAAAAAUGAUAUGUUCUUAUUGACCGAUUGGUAGGGCUGUGCGGGAAAAUAUUUGGCUUGAGUUCAUCACAUACGAACCGAGCGCAAGCGGCCACGCUAUAACGCUUCCUUUGUUCAAGGCAAUAAGAAGUUUUGGCUGCGUCAAGAAUUUGAAGGACUCAGCCGAACAUUUUUUUUUUACAUCUAGGAAAGGGACGCAAGUGCUUGUGUAUAUACGAAUUUUUGUCUGGCAAUAGAUGUUCCUUCACCUUUGUGGAAAAUUGGCGAGUUGUCUCUCUGGUCAAUGUAACAGGAGUUACAUCCUGCAUAUUUAAAAUUAUAUAUCAGUAGGGAUUUUAACGCAUCCGGAAUGGGGUCUUUAAAGCUUAAGUAAUUUUUUAUUUUUAUUUUGAAAGAGGUUGAGGCAAUCCUUAAGUCAAGAUCUUUGCUGAAAAUAUUUGACACUUCUGUAAGAGCGCCUUAAACUCAGUGGAUUUUCCAACUUUGAGAUCUUUCUUUUUAAAGUAAAGAUUACAAAGUUCCUUAAGUUUCGAAAUUUCGUAGACAUAGGCUUUCUGGAACGAUAAUAUUAAUAUGAUAAUCGUGUAGUUGUCAUUAUUUCAUUCAUUGAAUUUGCAUAAUCAUCUUUAUAUUCGUAUUUCCUGACAGCGAAAAGAGACGGAAAGCAAUAGCCACUGAAAGGAGAAAACAAGCUACGAAGAAGCUGCGUGAAAAUAUUUCAGAAUCUUCAGAAGCCAGUCACAAAGAGGAACGUGUUCCGGUGGAGAGCACUGCCCAAGGAGAUGUAUCAAUAACAGUCGCUCACGGAGAUUCAAGAAGGGAGAAACGAAAAGAGCCCAAAAUUGGAGGAGUCCAUCUGCACAGUGAUCAACAAGAACACGUUGAAAAUAACGAAAGUCGCGACUUGAAGAGGAGAAGGAAAAAGAGAGUUAAGCAAAGCAGAGUUAAUACUACAACUUUGACGCCUGCAGUGACCUGUGGUCAGUUGGAAGAAGAUGAAAGGGAACGUGUUCCAACACCGAUGCCAGUCCAUCACGGUCUAAGCACUAGAACAGAUCCAGGGGAGAGCUUUCACGAUGGGCUAAGGCACAAGAAGAAAAAGAAACAUAAGAGACCACAUCAUGAAAUUAAAGAACAGGACGAGGGGUUUGCUGAAGACAGCGAGACACGGCAGGCUGGGAAUUCGGAGGACUCUCUGAUAAAAAAUCUGCCCCGUCCUCGAAAAUUGAUCCCGUUGCAGGAGAAAAGCCAAGCAACCCCUCAAGUAUAAAAAGAAAUAUGUCUUCUCCAAAGGUUCAUUUUUUAAGUUAUUAUUUAUAUAUUUUUAAUGAGGCCACUUUAUGAGUUGUAAGAUGACGUGGGACCUCUCUAGGUUGACAGUUAAUUUAAAGCCAGAACUGUCGGUUUAUUAUCGAUAUUCCCGAAUCAGACACCUCGGAAUGCGGACAUUUACCUCAAGCUUACAAUAAAUCAUAAAACCGUUCUGUUUUAGGAAAGGGUUUUAGACAAAAGCAGUGCACAAAAUAAUUUUAGGUAAUUUUACAUACCAUUUGUUCCUUUUUUUUUCUUUUAACGUCAUCAAAUUUUUUGUGAAUCUUUGAGUUCACAUGUUUUUUAUUGCCCACUAAAAAAAAAGGUUCCUUAAAUAUUGAAAUCGCUGGAUGCAUCCAGUGAAACGAAUUGGUAAUGUAACAGCACAUGGAAUCGUGUUUUCCUUCAGAUGCCAAUAGAAAUGAAUAUAGUUACGACCACUUAAAUAUUUCAGAACAUAUUUAUAAACUUACAUUGCAACCAAUGAGUUGAUAUUUCUCCAAACUGCAUACAGCAAAUGUUGACCCCAGACUACAAUCAUAUUCGUCCUUAAAAUAUCACCCCUGAAUUACACGUAAAGGUCACGAGAAUAAAGGACAUGAUCAC